Penicillium brevicompactum is the source of this 681-nucleotide messenger RNA. Its product is annotated as translation elongation factor 1 subunit beta. Gene Ontology annotation, cellular component: eukaryotic translation elongation factor 1 complex; cytosol. Gene Ontology annotation, biological process: translational elongation. The transcript has 4 exons. Gene Ontology annotation, molecular function: guanyl-nucleotide exchange factor activity; translation elongation factor activity. The record is from RefSeq and is a predicted model, not a curated record. Bases 1 to 681 code for a protein of 226 amino acids. Lineage: Eukaryota; Fungi; Ascomycota; Eurotiomycetes; Eurotiales; Aspergillaceae.
AUGGGUUUCACCGACUUUGUCUCUGAUGCCGGCCUGACUCUGGCCAACAACUUCCUGUCCACUCGGUCCUACAUCGUUGGCUCCACCCCCAGCCAGGCCGAUGUCGUGACCUUCAAGGCUUUCAGCGCCGCCCCCGACGCUGAGAAGUACCCCCACGCUGCCCGCUGGUACAAGCACAUCGCCUCUUACGAGAGCGAAUUCUCCACCCUCCCCGGUGACUCCAACACUGCUUUCACUGCCUACGGCCCCGAGAGCACCGAGCUUCCCUCCAACCCCAAGGACAAGCCCGAGGAGGAUGAGGAUGAGGACCUCUUCGGUUCCGACUCCGAGGAGGAGGACCCCGCCGUUGUUGCUGAGCGCGAGAAGAACCUUGCCGAGUACAAGGCCAAGAAGGCCACCAAGGUCAAGCCCGCUGCCAAGUCCCUUGUCACUCUUGAGGUCAAGCCCUGGGAUGACGAGACUCCUCUCGAGACCCUCGAGGCCAACGUCCGCGCCAUUGAGUGGGACGGUCUCGUCUGGGGUGCCUCCAAGUGGGUUCCCCUCGCCUUCGGUAUCAAGAAGCUCCAGAUCAACCUCGUCGUCGAGGAUGACAAGGUUUCCACCGAUGAGCUCCAGCAGACUAUUGAGGAGGAUGAGGACCACGUCCAGUCCACCGAUAUCGCUGCCAUGCAGAAGCUGUAA